Molecule: messenger RNA, 3504 nt
Organism: Prorocentrum cordatum
Lineage: Eukaryota; Dinophyceae; Prorocentrales; Prorocentraceae
Source: the annotation of a GenBank genome assembly
AUGUCGAGCCUGGGCGCCUCUUCUUCUGCUGACGGGAGCCAGCAAUCUAGCGCUGCCGCCGCUGCUGUGGCCGCGCGCGUGGCCGAGCGCACCAUCGCCGAGAUCGAGGGCGACAAGUACGACGACAGCGGCAAGUACGCAGACUUCGCGGAUCGCUGCGGAGGGACGAGGUCGCCCCUGGAGCUCCUCGGCAUGUGCGAGCAGCUCUACUGCGAGAACGCGGACUGCCGCCUCUCGCUCGUGGACGAGACGGGCUUGUGGACUACCGACCGCCACCCCCUUAACGCAGAGGGACGCGGCGACGAGGACAGCGUCUCGCAACGGGAGGAGAGCGUCACUAAGAUCGGCAUCAUAGAUAUUCGCAAGGGGCCAUGGUACAUGAAGUGCCCAGAGCACAUGAAGCGCGAAGUUCGUCCAGGAACGCAGUACUUGCUGUUCCACUGGGGCACCCUGCUUGAGGGGGCAAGGCGAGCUUUCGCCAAGGACGGCCAGAAGAAGAAUCGCACAGUACAGCUUUCCGUCAUGAACGGUGUGAAGGCGUGCAAGGAGUUCAACAUUCGCAUGCCGAAGGACGCCAUCAGGUUUCUCAUCAACGUUGGCAACCUCGUCAACGAUCAGCAGACGCCGAAGACGUUCGUGGAGAUCUUGGAAAGCACAGACAGCAUUGAGAUGGCAUGGACGAAGAAGAAGAACGCGAACAAUUGGUCUGCUCCAGCUUUGGGUGGACAGGCGAAGCUCGAGGAGUACAAGUUCGAGUUCAUCAAGACCUUGUCGAGGGAUUGGAGGACGUAUCGCAACUACGAGCUGUGCAACACGUUCUACAAGGAGAGCAAGAAGGUGUUCACCGACGGUACCACCACUGUGUGGGCGGAGUUCAAGAGGCGCGCCCUUGCCGAGAUUGCGUUUACUCAACCUUUGGCGUCGAAGCAUGAGCGGACCUUCAUCGUCCUCGCCUCUGUCCUUCGGAAGUUGCGCUACAACCAUCCUCAGUUCAUCGUGGACGUCAUCAUGCAGUACUUCCCAAGGACCCCUACAGCAGGCAACAUCGGCAAGGGCUUCCUGCAUUCCGAAGGACUGGCGCCCAUCGACGUCUUCAAGGAGGAUGCGAUCGACACUUUGAUGGAGUCUAUGAAGGAGUCGGCUGUCUGGAAGCAGCUCAAGGCGGACAAGGCGAAGCGCAACGAGAUGCUCCUGCAGGCUGCUCAAGAGGCGCAGUCAGUUGUACAGCCAGAAGGCGAGGCAGCGGGUAGCAAGAAGGAUGCGAAGGAGCUGAAGAAGAGCCAGAAGAAAGCCGAGAUAAUCAAGAAUAAAGCCCCGAAAGCAGACCUCGUCAUCGACGAAGAGAACGACGUGGAGUUCCUGCACCACCUUCGCGAGACAAUCGAGUACAUGAUGAGGGUCGACUCGACGAGGGACUGCGACAUCGCGUCUUUCAAGGACCUCGCUAUCCGUGGCUGCCUGAUUGAAUCAGUGGAAGUUCUGAAGGGGAAGGGCAAAUCCAAGCUGAACGGGUUCUCGGCUCCUCGCAAGAUUGCCAAAGCCGCGCUGUACAAGAACGCGAACUUGGCGCCGAGGCCGUCUGAUCCAGACUUCCUUGAUGGUGAACAACCUGUGACUGAGGAAGAGCAGGCUGCCUUAGCGACGACUGCAAUCGAGGACUUGGCGAUCACAAGGGCUACCGCGGACGAGAAGGCAGAGGAGUACAUCUCGCAGAUUGCAGCGAUACAGUGCCACUUCGUCGAGAACAACAGCAUGCUCCCCAUCAUGGGUCGCAUGUGCGCUGCGAAGGCUUUGAGCAGCGCGAUGGGCAGGGUGGCUGAGAUUGUGCAGAAGCAGACGGUCUUCGAGUCCUUGAAGGAGGCGGCGCUCGCUAUUACCCAGGCUGCCAUUGAGGAGGUGCGCGUGGUGAUUCCAGCUGAGUGGGACAUCGUCGUAGACUUCAUCGUCAAGGCAAAGGCGCAGGACAAGCUAGACGACAUCGCGCUCACCGACUGGAACAAGCUACUCAAGCUGGACAACAACUUGUCCAACGGCUCCGUCUACCUCGACCUGCUGAGGGUGCAGCUGUGGAUGCACAUGUGCAGCGUCCUCGGUUUGCAGUGGUGCACUGUGCGUGGGGGUGCCGACCAGCAGAAGCAAGCCAAGUUCUUACCGCAGCUCGUGCACCAAUCACUGCUGGAGGCGACGGGUGAUCUCCAGUCGAGCGUGGCCCAGCCUUUCGACUUCAAGGCGCCCGAGAAGCUGAACAGCAUCACCAGGGAGUUCAUAGAGUACCUUGGCUUGCGGGGUAAGUCUGAGGCGGGCAUCAGCAAGCCCGUGCACUGGGAGACGUGGGUCGCGGCGUGGGUUGAGGAGUCCUUCAGUUGCCACGACGUGGCAAUCUCGGCCGAUGGGCUCGGCUACAAAGUGAAGAAGGCCCGUGACUUGUGUGUUCUGCAGGGAGCGACGGCAGCGCAGAUGAAGCACUUCAUCAAGAACAACAUCAAGAAGGAGCUCAAGGUAUCGGCCCAGGUGGACGUCUUCACGAACGAGAAGAACAAGCUGUUGAAAGAGAUCAUGGAAGCGAUGGACGCGGAGCACGCGGCGGAGUUAGCCUCCGAAGCGGUUCAAUCGGCUCCGACGCAGAUGAUAUUGAACCGAGUUGCGCUGCAGACUAAGCCCGCGCUGAAGGAGCCCAAGUCGGAGAAGAAGAAGGAUAAGAAGGCCAUCCAGAACGGUGAGAGCGACGAGUCUGACAAGCAGGCUGCGGAGAAGCCCCUUUUGCGAAAUUGGUUCACUGAGGUCAAGGAGCGAGAGUCCGCUGGGAACGCAUGGACCUCGGAGCUCAUGAAGAAGGUGAUCUCCGCCGCGGUGUCAGCGAAGAUUACGGAGGUGCUGUUGACCGAGGGCCCUUGCCAGCCAGGCUGCAACCUGGCACUCGACAUCAAAGAGGAGGGGACAGCGAAGGGCACGAAGAAGAUCUCAGUGGAUAUCAUUCGCAUGAACGUUCCCAACGCCACCGAGUGCAAGCUCCCGUACUGGGGGAAGGUCGUGGACGGCAGCGUUGCCCAGCACAUGCCGAGGCACUCGGUCAUGCAGCUGAAGCUUGCAAGCGGAGACGGACCAGACCUCUGGCUCGACGGAGCUCAGUUUCAGAAUGUCAAGCGCAGCGACUUCUGCCCAGCGUGGCUCAUCACGUACGCGCAGCCCGUGGACAAAGACAAGGACAAGGACGCAGUUGUGCAGGAGCCGCCGAAAAAGAAAGCGAAGAAGUCGGCUCAGGGAGUCAAGUACGACCCCUUCGACACGCACGAAGUUCACUACGAGCCGAUGCCGAUCGCGAUCCACGUGAAUGGCGAGGCCCACAUUUUCGACUACACAAGGCCGUACCUGAAGGACGUCACUGGCGAUGGCGUGCAUGUGUACGGCAUCCCGUGCCACCGCAGCGCGGUGGACAGCGACGAGAUGGACAUCAAGAAGAAGGCCAAGGCGCAUGAGGCCGCCUCUGGCUUUGCAGCCCAAUAG